AUGGAUUAUGAAUUUUAUCCCUUUUACCGAGUCCGAAGUGUAGAAAAUGUUAUUUUACCAAUCGAAGCGGGACCAAACUUAUUAUGUGAAACGCAAAACUUGUUUAAAGUGUUGUAUAAUUUUCAGCAGAGAUUAAAGGAGAUGGUCACGCUUCUGGACAAAAUGGAUAAAACUGCCCAAUAUAAUGGGCCCAAAACUCCCGAUUCUAACUUCAAAGUUCAAAUAGGUAUAUUUAAAACGCC
Messenger RNA from Dentiscutata erythropus, 242 nucleotides. NCBI's taxonomy places the organism in Eukaryota, Fungi, Glomeromycota, Glomeromycetes, Diversisporales, Gigasporaceae. The record is from the annotation of a GenBank genome assembly.